AUGGUGGGGGCGGGGGCGGGGGCGGGGGCUGGCGCGGGCUGGCUGCGGGCGGGGGAGGAGCGCUGGUGGGUGCCUGGCGGCCUGACCCUGGCACUGCUGUCACUGGUCAUCGCCACCUGGAUGUACAAGCGGCGGAGGAUGGUCCGUCUCAUCAACAAGAUCCCCGGGCCCCCAGGUCACCCUCUACUGGGGAACGCACUGGACGUGAACAUUGAUAUAGUGGACAUGUUCCAGCUGGGAGUGUGGGUGACGCGAGAGUACGGCCCCAUGUUCAAGGUGUGGCUGGGCACGACGCCGCUUGUGGUGAUCAGCGGAGCGAGGCAAGCAGAGGCCGUGCUUAGCAGUCAGAAACACAUAGAGAAGAGCAACCAAUACAGCUUCUUCCACCCCUGGCUUGGCAACACUGGCCUCUUCGUGUCCUCAGCCGAGACGUGGCCAGCGCGCCGCAAGCUGCUCACUCCGGCCUUCCACCUCAAGAUCCUGGAGCAGUUCCUUGAGGUGUUCCACAGGCAGUCCCUCAAGAUGGUGGACAAGCUCAAGCAGGAGGUGGGCAAGGAAGUAGACCUCUUCCCCUUCAUCACAAACUGUACACUCGACGCCAUCUGCGAGACCACGAUGGGCUGCUGCAUCAAUGCCCAGGACGACCCAGAGUCCGAGUAUGUGGAGGCGGUGCACAGAAUGCAGCAACUCGUACAACUUCGCAUGCUGAUCGUGUGGCUGCAGCUGGACGCGGUUUUCUGGCUGCUGGGCUACGCGAGGGAACAGAGGGCGCUGCUCAAGACGCUGCACACCUUCACCCGGAACAUCGUGGCCAAGCGGCGGAAACUGUACGAGGCGCAGCGGAAGGGCGGCGAACACUACGUAGGGAAGCGGCCUCGCCUCGCCUUCCUGGACCUUCUGCUGGAGUACUCAGCGGACGGCGCCGUGCUGUCAGAGGAGAGCGUGCGUGAGGAGGUGGACUUGUUCGUAUUCGCCGGCCACGACACGACCACCGUGGCUAUCAACUGGUUCCUCUACCUCAUGGGCCUGCACCCGGAGAUACAGGCUCGGGUGCAGGAGGAGCUGGACGGCAUCUUCCAGGGCUCGGAUCGGCCCGCCACGAUGGAUGACCUGCGCCAGAUGAGAUACACCGAGAUGUGCAUCCGCGAGGCGCUGCGGCUGUACCCCUCCGUGCCCUACAUCGGCCGCCUGCUGAAGGAGGACGUCACGAUAGACAACUACACCAUCCCGGCCGGCACCACCAUCUUCAUCUUCACGUACGCGAUCCACAGGGACGCCUCGCAGUUCCCGCACCCGGAGAGGUUCGACCCUGACCGCUUCCUACCCGAGAACGUGGCCAAGAGGGACCCCUUCUCCUACAUCCCCUUCAGCGCCGGCCCCAGGAACUGCCUCGGACAAAAGUUUGGCAUGCUGGAAGAGAAGGUGAUGGUGUCCAAUGUCCUGCGCAAGUUCACCGUGGAGAGUCUGACCAGCAGGGAAGCGAUGAGCCUCAAGAGCGAGAUUGUCCUAAGACCCAACGACGGCAACUUUGUCCGUCUUCACCCCAGGACCAUGCCAACGACGGGGAAAGAAGAGGAGGAGCAGGUGGAGGAGGUGGUGGUGGAAACGGAAAGGGAAGAGGAGGAGGAGAAAGAGGAGGCGGUGGUGAAGUCUACGGGUGUUAAAGGAAAGGAAGAGGAGGUGAAGGUGGAGACUACGGGUGAUGUGGAAGAAAGGAAAGAGGAGGAGGAGGAGGAGUUGAUGAUAGGGCGUACGUGUGUGGAAGAGGAGGAUGUGGUAAUAGGGAUGGAGAAGGAUGGGAAGGAUAGGAUGGCAGGAAUGAGGGCCGAGGAAGGAUCGGAGGUGAGGUGCAGGUGAGAGAGGUGGACUUGGACAGGUAUAUAAGUGUCUCCCGCUAUAGGUUCAGGUGGCUGAGUGGUGCAGCGGUUGACUUGUAAACUGAGUGGCCCGAGGUCGAGUCCAACGCACGCUGAUAAAUGCACAUAAAUCCACAUGACAGCUAGGUUGAUUCUGCCGAUUGGUAAGGUAUCCGGGUGGUUGUGUGGUGCAGUGGUUGGCUUGCAAACUGAGUGCCACUAGUUCGAAACCAAUAACAUACACAUACACACGGUAGAAAGGUAACUGUAUCUCUAUCUGUCUAUCUGUCUAUCUGUCUGUCUAUCUACCUCUAUCUCCCUCUGUAGCUGUCUGAUUCUAGCAGUUAAACCCGUCUCAGGACAACUAAAAUGCAAUAGGAACGUAAGAACAUAUGGAGUCUGCAAGAGUCCAGUCAACUCACACAAGACAACUCCUGGAAUACAUAAGAAAGCCAUCACUAAUUCUACCCCUGACCUACUGCCUGGGCCAUGCUGUCACCUUGUCUUGGGAUAACUUAACACCAGGAACAUAAGAACAUAAGGAGUCUGCAAGCGGCCAGUCGGUUUACACAAGGAAGCUCAUGGAUAUCUAAGACAGCCAUCACUAGUUCUACCCUUGAUCCAUCUGCCUGGACCCUGUUCUCACCCCGUCUUAGGAUAACUUAACACCAGGAACAUAAGAACAUAAGGAUCUGCAAGCGGCCAGUCGGUUUACACAAGGAAGCUCAUGGAUAUCUAAGACACCCAUCACUUGUUCUACCCUUGAUCCAUCUGCCUGGACCCUGUUCUCACCCCGUCUUAGGAUAACUUAACACCAGGAACAUAAGGAGUCUGCAAGCGGCCAGUCAGUCUACACAAGGAAGCUCAUGGAUAUCUAAGACAGCCAUCACUAGUUCUGCCCUUGAUCUAUCUGCCUGGACCCUGUUUUCACCCCGUCUUAGGAUAACUUAACACCAGGAACAUAAGAACAUAAGGAGUCUGCAAGCGGCCAGUCGGUCUAUACAAGGUAGCUCCUGGAAUACCUAAGACACCCAUCACUAGUUCUACCCCUGACCUAUUGCCUGGGCCAUGCUGUCACCCUGUCUUGGGAUUACUUAACACCAGGAUCAUAAGGAGUCUGCAAGCGGCCAGUGGACCCAAACAAGGCAGCUUCUGUAAACCCAUUCCCAUGCAUCCAACUCAUAAAGUCAUUCCAGUACGAACAUUAGCACAUAGGAAAAUCAUAACAACACGAGGAGUCUGAGGGCCAGUAUUUCUAAACGUAUAGCCGCCUCAGUUCGCCUGUUUCAAAAGCCUCUCAUAGAAGUUGUUGGGAUUUCCAUGGACUGUUUUGUGGCGUUAGUGGUAGUUGUACACGACAUCUGCAUCUUGAACGGGAUAAUCACCCAUCAAAACCCGGUUAGUCAUCUCUGUGGCCUUGGGAAAGAGUCGCACUAGGAGCCUGAUACGUUUAAGAAUAUGAACCUCUGCAUUAAGCUACAUUCACUCUACACGAAGCAGCUUUUGUCAACCUCUCACCACGUACAAAUCCAUCAUACUUGAAUCUGUGUUUUAUAUGCUUGAAGCGUCUAUCGUGUUUGCCUUGUUCAUGUAACUGUCCUUUGCUUGGUAGCCGCAGGGCAGUAAGCGUUUUGAAUAAAGGCGGUUGUUGUCAGGCAGGAUUAAAGGUUAGGUUAGGUUGUUAAGCUGAAGGAAAUUUACAAACAAAUGAACGUCGACAUCGCGGCAUUCAAUAAAUAAAUGAACAAAAAUUAAAAGACUGAAAUUUAAGAUGAAGGGUUUAAAGAAGGAUAAUUAUUGUUAGAUAAUAUUAUGGUUUGUAAACAACUGAACAUCACGACAUACAAUAAAUAUAUUAAAAAAAUAGAGAAAACGGAAAUAUAUGACCAAAUCCACUGACGGCAACAAUAUAUGAACACUACAAAUAGAAAAAAAUACUUCUGCAAACAGCUGAGCAUCGCGACACGUAACGAAACAAGUUAUUACGCAGAAAACGGCGAAAAACAGGUAAAAUAAAAAAGGUGGCAGGAAAGGAAAACUAAACCUGGUUGGCUGAACUCAGACUUUUGUGAAGAGUUGAGCCAGCAAACAGCGGCGUGGACUAGGGUGUCGGUGAGCCCCGAAACGUUUAUACCGCCCGUAUGCUCAGACGUUUCCGGCUCACAACAACGAUUUCCCGAGGCCACAAAGGAGACUAGUCGGGUUCUCAGGAGCGAUGUUCAGGUCCAUAGUGUAGAAGAUACCACUACCACUUGGCUCUUAACUCUACCCAUAAAAAUACCUCUACGAAAGCCUUACCAAAUAUGGGUGUAAACUAAAGGUCGAGUUGGAGCAUAUGUUAUAGCUGCGCGUGGCGGCGGUGCUCAUCUCCGACACAGGGCCAGUAUGACAUCCGGGAUACCACAGUUUACCUUCCCCAGGUGUCCCCAGGUACCCAUUUAUCGACCAGCCCGAAAGGAAGGAUGAACAGCUGGGUGGGCUGCACGCCGACUACAAAGGCCGGGAUUCAAACCCAGGCCUAUAGAUUCGUAGUCAGGGACGCUAACCACUGCACCGCGGAGGCGUGGGUGUGGGUGUGGGUGUGAAGGUGAAGGCCCCGAGAUGUGGAGUGCCCGAGAAAUGUACUACCCCCCCCCCCCCCCCCUCACACUAGGCCAGCCAUUUCCACUACACACAAAUGGAGCAAAGAAAAUUCACGACAACCAAAAUAUGUGAAGAAAUAGUCCAACAAACAUAACCAUAAAAAAUGAGAUGAAAUAAAUGUUGGAAAACUAAAGUAUGUGAAAAAAAAAAGUUGAGACGAAAGUAAAAUAGAAAACGAGUUAAAAAAUAUUCAAACACCAAAGAAUGUAAAGAAAUAGUCAGAAAAAUGAAUAAAUACAUGUUCGAAAACCAAAAUAUGUGAAGAAUUAACAUAUAAAAUUACAGAAAAAUAAGACGUUAAAAAAAUCGAAAACCAAAGUAGAUAUGUGAAAAAAAUAUUGCAACAAAAGUAAAAUAGAAAAAACAGCAAUAAUAAAAUAAGUGAAAAAAUAAUCAAACAGGAAGUAAAACCGAAAACAGGAAGUAAUAAAAUAAGUAAAGAAAUAAAGAGACAAAAAUAAAAUAGAAAAAAAUGGUAAAACAUGUGAAAAUAAAAUAAUCACACGGGAAGCAAAACAGAAAACAGGAAGCAAUAAAAUGAGUAAAGAAAUAGACAAAAGUAAAAUAGAAAAAAUAAAUGAUAAAACAUGAAAAAAAUAAACAAACAGGAAGCAAAACAGAAAACAGGAAGCAAUAAAAUGAGUAAAGAAAUAGACAAAAGUAAAAUAGAAAAAAAUAAAUGAUAAAACAUGAAAAAAAUAAACAAACA
Eriocheir sinensis (Chinese mitten crab) is the source of this 5208-nucleotide messenger RNA. Its product is annotated as cytochrome P450 4C1-like. Gene Ontology annotation, molecular function: iron ion binding; oxidoreductase activity, acting on paired donors, with incorporation or reduction of molecular oxygen; monooxygenase activity. The coding region runs from base 1 to 1857 and encodes 618 amino acids. Lineage: Eukaryota; Metazoa; Arthropoda; Malacostraca; Decapoda; Varunidae. The transcript has 11 exons. The record is from RefSeq and is a predicted model, not a curated record.